Messenger RNA from Lolium perenne, 1039 nucleotides. Its product is annotated as probable aquaporin TIP2-1. The record is from RefSeq and is a predicted model, not a curated record. Gene Ontology annotation, molecular function: water channel activity. Gene Ontology annotation, biological process: water transport; transmembrane transport. Lineage: Eukaryota; Viridiplantae; Streptophyta; Magnoliopsida; Poales; Poaceae. Gene Ontology annotation, cellular component: plant-type vacuole membrane.
CUGAAGGGAGUUCACUCAUCAGCGUACACACAUCAUCAUCCAGAGCAGCAAGUUAAUUAAAGGGAGUGAAAGCAGGAUGGUGAAACUCACAUUCGGAAGCUGCGGCGACUCCUUCAGCGCCACGUCCAUCAAGGCCUAUGUGUCCGAGUUCAUCGCCACCCUCCUCUUUGUGUUCGCUGGCGUCGGGUCCGCCAUCGCCUACGGCAAACUGACCAGUGAUGGCGCUCUGGACCCGGCUGGUCUCGUGGCCAUCGCGAUCGCCCACGCCUUCGCCCUCUUCGUCGGCGUCGCGGUCGCCGCAAACAUCUCCGGCGGGCACCUCAACCCCGCCGUGACCUUCGGCCUUGCCGUCGGCGGCAACAUCACCAUCCUCACCGGGAUCUUCUACUGGGUCGCCCAGCUGCUCGGCUCCACCGCUGCCUGCUUCCUGCUCAAGUUCGUCACCCACGGGAAGGCCAUCCCGACGCACGCCGUCGCCGCCGGCAUGAACGAGUUCGAGGGCGUGGUGAUGGAGAUCAUCAUCACCUUCGCGCUGGUCUACACGGUGUACGCCACGGCCGCCGAUCCCAAGAAGGGCUCCCUCGGCACCAUCGCCCCCAUCGCCAUCGGCUUCAUCGUCGGCGCUAACAUCCUCGCCGCCGGCCCCUUCAGCGGCGGCUCCAUGAACCCUGCCCGCUCCUUCGGCCCAGCCGUCGCCGCCGGCGACUUCGCUGGAAACUGGGUCUACUGGGUCGGUCCUCUCAUCGGUGGCGGCCUCGCCGGGCUCGUCUACGGCGACGUCUUCAUCGCAUCCUACCAGCCGGUCGCCGAACACGACUACGCAUAAGGUCAAAGUGUCGAACGCUCCGUCUAGCCGUUCCAGUCAGAUGCGCGUCGUUAAGUUGCUUGCUCUUCGUCCUGUGAUGAUGCAUGAUGUGAUCAACGUUGUGUACGAAUGUUGUCUCACGGUCAAGGCACUUGUGUUUCCAUUUUGAUUCAAUCUACUAUGUAAAAUGAUCUAUUAUCCUCGUUUGGAAAAGAAAAUAGUUCCAUGAAAGAA